Molecule: messenger RNA, 1861 nt
Organism: Anas platyrhynchos (mallard)
Lineage: Eukaryota; Metazoa; Chordata; Aves; Anseriformes; Anatidae
Gene: NET1
Product: neuroepithelial cell transforming 1
Biological process (GO): positive regulation of Rho protein signal transduction; intracellular signal transduction
Molecular function (GO): guanyl-nucleotide exchange factor activity
Source: RefSeq, a predicted model, not a curated record
AUCCAGUGUCCCAGUAUGCGGCUCUUGGAAAUGCCACCUUCCUUUCUGGAGCGCUCCCACAGACAAAGCAAUGGCGUUAAAAGGUUUUGGCUGGUCCCGAGGUAUCCUCUGAGACGAGGCAGCUCGUUCACCUUUCUGACUCCAGGACCCCACUGGGACUUCACCCUGAAAAGGAAGCGCCGAGAGAAGGACGAUGACGUGGUCAGUCUCUGCAGCCUGGAUUUCAAGGAGCCAAGCAAUAAACGGGUUCGGCCUUUAGCACGGGUCACAUCCUUGGCGAACUUGAUCUCUCCUGUAAGAAAUGGUGCAGUUCGGCGCUUUGGGCAGACAAUCCAGUCAUUCGCCCUUCGCAGCGACAGCAAAUCCCCUGGCUGUGCCCAGAAGUCAUGCAGCAGAUCCGCUGCUCCCACCCCUCCUAAAAGAAGAAACAGUGUCCUCUGGUCUGAGAUGCUAGACGUCAACAUGAAAGAAUCCCUGAGCACCAAAGAAAUCAAGCGCCAGGAGGCCAUCUAUGAAAUGUCCAGAGGAGAGCAGGACCUAAUUGAGGACCUGAAGCUUGCCAGAAAGGCUUAUCACGAUCCUAUGCUGAAACUCUCCAUCAUGUCCGAGGAGGAGCUCACCCACAUAUUUGGGGACCUGGAUUCUUAUAUUCCUCUGCAUGAAGACUUGUUGGCAAGUUUAGGAGAAGCAACAAAACCAGAUGGAACAGUGGAGCAGAUUGGGCCCAUUCUCGUGAAGUGGUUACCGAGACUCCAUGCCUACAAAGGUUACUGUAGCAAUCAGCUGGCAGCAAAAGCGCUUCUGGAUCAGAAGAAACAAGACCGGAGAGUGCAGGACUUCCUUCAGCGCUGCCUCGAGUCUCCUUUCAGCCGCAAGCUGGACCUCUGGAGCUUUUUGGACAUUCCUCGAAGUCGGCUGGUCAAAUACCCGCUGCUCCUCAAAGAAAUCCUGAGGCACACUCCCAAAGACCAUCCUGAUAUCCAGAUCCUGGAAGAAGCCAUAUCUAUAAUCCAAGGAGUCCUCUCUGACAUCAACUUGAAGAAGGGGGAGUCAGAGUGCCAGUACUACAUCGACAAGCUGGAAUACCUGGAUGAGAAGCAGAAGGACCCAAGGAUUGAAGGCAGCAAAGCUUUGCUGUGCCACGGGGAGCUGAAGAAUAAAAAUGGGCAUAAACUCUACGUCUUCCUCUUCCAAGACAUCCUGGUUCUGACCCGGCCGGUGACUCGCAACGAGCGCCAGUCAUACCAAGUGUACCGCCAGCCCAUCCCCGUCCAGGAGCUGCUCCUCGAAGACCUGCAGGACGGCGAUGUGAAAAUGGGAGGAUCCUUCCGAGGAGCUUUUGGCAAUUCGGAUAAAGCUAAAAAUAUCUUCCGAGUUCGUUUCCAAGACCCCUCCUCGGGCCAGUCCCACACGCUGCAGGCCAACGACGUCUUCCACAAGCAGCAGUGGGUCAACUGCAUCCGAACCGCCAUCGCCCCCUUCCAGCGGACUGCAGCAGCCGCCGCCGAGCUGCCGGAGCUGCCGGAGCUCAGCGAAGAGACGGAGGAGAACAACCCCUCGGUGCCCAACGUCAGGGCGCAGAGGAGGCAGUCCGGCGUUACGGAGAUGGAACUGGACGAGAGCAUGGCCGAGUGCGGCUCCGUCCUGGACUCGGAGGAAACCAAGAGCGUGAAAACGCACAGAACGCUCGUGGGGCACAGGAAAACGAGGGAGAAGCAGCUGAGCAGCAAGCGGAAAGAAACGCUGGUGUGAAGAGCCCGGCGGAAGACUGUUUAUUUAUAAAUACCGUGUACAUUUUUCUUGUCAUGUGAGCAUGAUUGGAUUUGCUCUUCUGAACAGAAGUGUCUUUUUUUUUUUUUUU